Molecule: messenger RNA, 1650 nt
Organism: Rhodotorula toruloides NP11
Lineage: Eukaryota; Fungi; Basidiomycota; Microbotryomycetes; Sporidiobolales; Sporidiobolaceae
Product: cytochrome P450
Exons: 4
Coding region: 1-1650 (549 amino acids)
Molecular function (GO): heme binding; oxidoreductase activity, acting on paired donors, with incorporation or reduction of molecular oxygen; iron ion binding
Source: RefSeq, a predicted model, not a curated record
AUGUCGCUCGCUCAGGUUCUCGACCUCGCCUCAGAGCACCUCGCGCUGUCGCUCGGCCUCACCGUCUUAGCCUCGCUCGCCUCGUGGGCCGUCUACAAUGCCUUCUUCUCGCCUCUCGCGGACGUUCCAGGACCGCUCUCCGCACGCCUGGGUCUCGGCAGCUGGAUGAGCAAUCGAGCACUCUCCUACGACAUGGGCUGGAAACUCGCCGAGCAGCACGACAAGCACGGCGCCGCAGUCCGCGUCUCGCGGAACAUGGUCUCGCUCGUCGACCCCUCCGUCAUCGGCGAGAUCUACCGGUACGGCGGCAAGUUCGAGAAGACGUCUUUCUACAGCUACUUCCGCGCCGACAAGCCCUCGCUCAUGUCCAUUCUAGACAACCACAGCCACGCUUUGAUGCGUCGUGCCGAGUCGCCAGCCUACACGAUGACCCUGCUCGUCGACCUCGAGGAGCACGUCGACUCAUGCCUCGACGACUUGGUCGCAAAUUUCGACAAGGCGAUUGUCGCCGGCAAGGGAAAGGGUACUGUCGACAUGGGCGAGAUGAUGCAGCUCUUGGCGAUGGACGUGAUUGGCGAGCUUGCCUUCGGCGGAACUUUCGGGCUUUGCAAGGCGGGCAAGGACACACAGGGCUUCUUACCCAUGCUCGAAGCCUUCGUCGACGUUUGUUGCCUCUGCGGCGAGUGCAGCUUCCUGUACUAUCCCUCUCAAAGCGCUGACUCGUCUUGCGCAGGCACGCAACCAUGGGCCGGUCUCCCGCUCAUCGCUUUUUGCAACUGGAAAGUCGGCGCACAAGGUCCUCAAGCUCUUGCGUCCAAGUCGUCGAAGGCAGUCAAGGACCGGCUCGAGCAGAUCAAGAAGGCGUACGAGACGGGUGACGAGCCGCGGCGGGACAUGCUGAGCAAGCUCGUCAUGGCGAAGAAUGCGGACGGGUCGCCGUACUCGAUUCGCCAGAUCGAGGUCGCUGCGAGCAGCAUUCUCGGCGCCGGAUCCGACACGACCGCCGUUACGAUGCGCGCCCUCCUCUACUUCAUCGUCCGCGACCCCGCCGUGUACGCCAAGGUCAUGCGCGAGAUCGAAAACGCCUUCGACUCCGGCCUCCUCUCCCUCCCAAUCAAGUACAGCGAUGGCACCAAGCUCUCCUACUUUCAGUCCUGCCUGAAGGAAACCCUCCGACUUCAUCCGGCUGUACCCUGGACCCUCCCCCGUGUCGUACCGAAGGAAGGCGCCGUCCUCGCCGGUCGCUACUAUGCGCCCGGUACCCAGGUCGCCAUGUCGCCCUUCGUCUUCCAUCGCCGCACCGAGGCUUUUGGCCCUGACACCGCCGUCUUCCGCCCUGAGCGAUGGCUUGAGGCGACCGAGGAGGAGAAGAAGGUGAUGGAGCGGAACUUGAUCACGUUCGGUAGCGGUUCGCGCGUCUGUAUCGGCAAAAACAUCUCCCUGAUGGAGAUCACCAAGGUUCUCCCGACGCUCCUCUGGAAGUACCGUUUCUCCUUCACGCCUCGAAACCAGCCCAACUCGCCUCACAAGCUGCCCGGCCGCGCCGUCGACGGCACUCUCGACGACAAGGAGCCGUGGCACGUCAAGUCGCAGUGGUUCGCGGUGCAGCACGACUAUUGGGUCGACGUUGAGGAGCGGGGCGACUCGUGA